AUGCCCGAGACCGAGACAGGAAAACUCACGGCACGGACCUAUGACGAGGUCACGUACCUUCAAGGCGGAGGUUUAGUAGCUAUUGAGAUGCUCCCUGAGAAUGACACUGCAAAGCAGGUCGAUAUCGCAGAAGCUAAAGUCUUCUUUCUGAUGGGCGGCCCUGGGUGUGGCAAGAGUACGAUUGCUGUCAAACCAGCGGCGGAUCGGGGCAUGAUUCACCUCGAUCCGGAUGUUAUUGUUCGUCGUUUGAAAGACAGUGUCCCCACGGAGGCAUGGGAAUCCAUCAAAAGCAGCAUGGAUGAGGAUGGGAAUUUGCCGGACAAAGUGCUCAUUCUGCUUAUCAAACAGGAGAUUGAGCAACAUCUGCAGUACGGAGCUCUGCGGUUCGUGAUUGAUGGAUUUCCACGAUCUUGGGAGCAGCAUGAUCUAGCUGACAAGACCUUCAACUUCAAGCUCACCCUUUAUCCGCAGGUGUCCUCAGAAACACUGAAACAGCGAUCUAUGCAGAAAAGUCUCGCCUCACAGAGCGCGGAAAAAGGGAUCGACACAUUCAAAAGACAGAGAGAGCAGUAUGGGGCGCCUUCCAAAGUCCUGAUAGCCUAUUUCGAUUCCAAGAUAGUCUUGCACGAGCACCAGAUAAGGGCUGAAGGCGAGAUUGAUAUGGAUUAUCGGUCCCUGAUACAGGCGGUCAAUUGUCGUGCAGGAAAGUAA
Molecule: messenger RNA, 711 nt
Organism: Aspergillus wentii DTO 134E9
Lineage: Eukaryota; Fungi; Ascomycota; Eurotiomycetes; Eurotiales; Aspergillaceae
Product: adenylate kinase family protein
Exons: 5
Coding region: 1-711 (236 amino acids)
Biological process (GO): UDP biosynthetic process; CDP biosynthetic process
Cellular component (GO): cytoplasm; nucleus
Molecular function (GO): UMP kinase activity; ATP binding
Source: RefSeq, a predicted model, not a curated record